AUGAUGUGGUCGAAAGAUGUGAAGUAUGUGUCGCGGUUUUGCUUGCCUACUAUCAGCUCCACACAGCGAGUCCGGCGAAAGCCACUCGAUGCCCUUUAUUGGACCUACCAAUCCAGAAACGUGUCAAGGAUUCCCUCUCUACGAGAAGGACCUCGCUCCGCCAUCGGUCGACUUUUGGACGACUAUGAUCGCUUACUGACAAGUCGCCCUGGACCCCCCCGAGUUUGGACAUACUCUCCAUCCUUCGACGUCCGCGAAACAGAGGAUGCCUACCACCUGGAGGGUGAACUUCCUGGUGUUCAGUCCAGUGAUAUCGAUAUAGAAUUUGAAGAUUCAAAUCGUGUCAAUAUCAAAGGUCAUAGCGCGCGCGAGUCUCAUUCCAAUGAAGGCUCAUGGAGGGUAUCCGAGCGGUCCGUUGGAGAAUUUAAACGAACCUUCAAUUUCCCAUCCCCCAUCGAUCAGAAGAAUACCCACACCCAGUUAAAGGAUGGUAUUCUUUCUGUAACCGUACCCAAAUCCGGUUCGGCCCCAAAUACCAAGAAGGUCGAUACCGAUGCUUGA
Messenger RNA from Penicillium mononematosum, 561 nucleotides. Its product is annotated as Hsp20/alpha crystallin family protein. Bases 1 to 561 code for a protein of 186 amino acids. Gene Ontology annotation, biological process: response to heat; protein folding; protein complex oligomerization. The transcript has a single exon. The record is from RefSeq and is a predicted model, not a curated record. NCBI's taxonomy places the organism in Eukaryota, Fungi, Ascomycota, Eurotiomycetes, Eurotiales, Aspergillaceae.